GAGGGUAGGGAGGGGGGACUCAGUGAGGACUGUGGGAAAAGAGCGUGCCAUCCAGAGGCAGAAGAGGAGUCUCCUGUCUGUCUGUGUCCAUGUCUCCGCUUUGUUCUGACAAAGACCCCCAGUGUCCCGCCUGCUGCUCUUCUUCCACAUCUGGAUUUAAAUCGGCCGGAAUACCACUGGGACUCUCCGCUCAUCAUUUUGUGCUGCCACGUUUGGAUGGGAGGCAAAGUUGGACCUCUGUGGACUGUACGAUGGGUGACAAACACUUUGGUUUUUCUUGCGCUUUUAAGAGUUUCCUAGCAUUCAGGAUGACCUUACUUUUCUUCAGUAAAAGAGUUUUUAUAUGUAACAUAAAUUGAGCUUCUUAUCUUUGCUUUUCUGUUAAAAGUAGGUUAUCUAUUUGGGAAUACAACAUUUCGAACUUGGCUGGUAAGGCAUUUCUUGAUGUGAAAGAUGAGUGGGGAAGAGGGUUAGAAAUAUUUUCCCAUCUUCCCCUUUCAGAAGUUAGUUCUAACCUUGGUCUGAAAAUGUGACUGUAGCCAAUUUUUUGUGCACUUCAAUACGUUUAUAUUUUUAUUUUUGUCCUUGACUGGACUUUUUACAGUGGACUACAUCUGAUCUUACAGAUCUUCCCUCUCCAAGGGAAUCAUCAAACUAAACUCUUUGCUGUUAACCCACUUAGUUGCCCAAUCUCCCCUUUGGGGGCUUCCUUAAAACAUCUGUCCUGCUCUAGUUUUCUUGAGGAAAGCAAAAAGACAACCAGCAAAGGGAGCGCAGGGAAGGAAGAGACCCCCCUCCCAAAGGUGUGAGGGGGGCAGAAGAUGGCAGCUCUCGCCAGCUCUCUCAUCAGACAGAAACGGGCAGUAAAGGAUGACCAAGCCAACCGACCGGUCGCCAACAAACGCAAGCCCUGUCCCAAGAGCAACAAGUCCUUGUGCCAGAAGCAGAUCCUGGUGUUGAUAUCCAAGGUUCGACUAUGCGGGGGUCGAAAAGGUCGCAUCGACAAAAGACCAGACCCUCAACUAAAAGGCAUUGUCACUCGCCUGUACAGCCAGCAUGGAUUUUACCUGCAGAUGCAGCCUGAUGGCACCUUGGGCAGCACAAAGGAUGAAAGCAGCGCAUUUUCACAGUUCAACUUAAUUCCGGUGGGACUGCGGAUUGUGGCAAUUCAGGGGACGAAAACAGGGUUGUACCUCGCCAUGAACGGGGAAGGAUACCUCUAUACCUCGGAGCACUUCACUCCUGAGUGUAAGUUCAAGGAGAGUGUGUUUGAGAACUACUAUGUUACGUACUCGUCCAUGCUCUACCGCCAGACCCAGUCCGGACGCUCCUGGUAUAUUGGCAUUAACCGGGAUGGUCACAUCAUGAAGGGCAACCGGGUGAAGAAGACCAAGGGAGCUGCACAUUUCCUGCCAAAAGUCAUAGAAGUCGCAAUGUAUAAGGAGCCAUCGCUCCACGAGCUCGCCAGUGAACCGGUGAGUCCUCCUCGGAAGACAGCGAAGACGUCAGACUCAACAACGCUCAAGAAUGGACGGAAAGAGCCUCCCCAGACUGAUGCCUCAUAGCACAGGAGAUCGAGGGUGGGACAAAACAUCAAAAGUAACACUGGGAACUCAGUUGCCCUUAAUGUACUGAGCAUGGCUGAAGAAACCGCACUUACUGGCCACCAUGUUACAGAAUUUCACUUACAGAUGCUGAGAGUUAAAGGGCCAGCAUUUUAAGACCAAGAAGGCCUGGAAGAGGUGUCCCCCCCUCACCUGAUGCCACAUAGAGCAAGCCCAGGGUCUAUAACACCCCCUCAACUUCCUCAUGUAUGUCUCACUCCCUCUCACUAUGUCUCCUGUGACUUCUUAACACACAAGUUCCUUUGUUUUUUAGCCAGACUCAAACUUCUUUUUCUGUUUUCUCUGUUGUACUCAAUGUUCAUCCCUCACAAAUUUCCCUCCUGACUCAGCAACAUAAUCCUAACCCAUGGGGAGCUCCUUUUGAGCCUCAAAGUUGGUGACAGUGUGGCUCUGCCUCAGCCAGCUCUCCACCCACCAUCUGCCCACCAGCUAAACUAAUAACCAGGGUCUUCUACAGCUUAAAUCGAGUUGAAACGGAUCAGAGAGGAAAGCAAUCAGCUGGAAGUCUGAAUCAGGUCAUACCAACAGGCCAACAUGAGCAAAGCUAUUUUACAACAUCAAAAACUAAAACAAGUUGUCAUUGCUUUUUUUUUCUUAUUAUUCCUGUUAAUCUCACAAAAGUUCUAAUUUAUGAUGAAUUCUACAGUUCAAAUAGAUGAAAGAUGAUAAAAUUGCUGAGUUUUUGAAAAAAAAAAGUUCUUAAAAUAAAAAAGAUGCUAUAACAAUGCUAAAAGUUAGACAGAAUGAAAAAUACAAUUAAAAUAAAACAAAAUCUAAAAACAAUAAUGAAAAGUAUAUCAAAAAAUAUUUAUGAUUAUUAUUUCUCAAUAAAUUUAAUAAAAAAAUAUCAAAAUUAAAAGGAAAAAAAAGGAUGAAAUUUCCCUAUCCCUUCUGUGAUCGCUACCACAUGAUCUCUAAUUACUGCACACGCUCAUCAAAGGCUACAAAUGAGCAACCUGGAUGCCAAGUUAAAGCCAGGGCACAUCUGAGUUCAGACGCAUGGAAAAGGUGCAGUAAUGUAUACAGUCAGCAUCUGCUGUCAGCAUAAAACCGGGUUUGAAGCCCAACAUCAAAGCCAGGGAGCCUGUGAGCCAGAGCACUUGUUAUUCUGAGGAUGUCUGGCAGCUUAUCCACUCACACGCUUUAUCAAAUCACCUUGGAAGAAUUGCCCUCAAAAAAAGGAAAAACAAAUUGAGUCAUCUGAGUAAAUGUCUUGGUGUGACAGUGUCUUAACCCCAGUGAGUGGAUGUGUGCAGAUGGACCGUAAGAGUUUGUGUGACUGUGUGUGAAUGAGAGCCUGUGCAGGGGCUAGACGGAGCUGAUGUGGGUAACAUCUUCUAUGUCCUUCACACCGAGCUCAGCCUUGUGUCUUCGAUACGUCGGCUCAUGUGAGUAAGUGAUACUUCAUCUGUCUUGUGAACCAUUCACAAUGACUCUUGCCCCAUGUAUGUUUUAAAAUAGCGUGGUUUCAGGGCCACCUCUUAGGGAAUUUGCUUUAGACUGAGAAAUUGUAUUUGGUACGAUUAAGCCACAUUUUGCCAAUUCUGAGAAAAAAAAUGAAGCUUUAGGCUAUGAGAAUAGUCAUCAGCGUAUAUUUUUACUGGCCAUCCCGUUAAAACCACUGAUGGAAAAGACAUGCUACACAAUGUUCACUCCGCAAACCCUUGCUUUGUCAGGCAAAUAGAUAGUGGUGGUUGUGGAGGACAAACUAGAAAAGAUGCUCAUCAUGUAUCUAACUCAAGUCUAACAAAAUGGGAAGAAGGGUUCAAAAAUGUGAUGUACAGGAUUUCUGAAUGUGUAUUACUGAGGGUGAAAGCAAGUCUGCAAUAAAAGAGUGAAACUGUAAAAGAGGUUACGUCACACAGAGGCGGUUAGUUAGGAAGAAUGAAGGAUUAGCAGGUGUAUUCUUGGGGAAUGUCGAUAAGGAAUUUAUGCCACAAAGGAAGCAUAAGAAGUUCAGCUGUCGUUUGCAGCAUGUUGAUAUGAUAAUGAACGUGGGACAAAGAGGCAUGUAAGGCACUCCAUGACAGGGAGCAAUUGGAGAGAAUUAGUUGCAAGGCUACGCUUAACCCUCCCCCCUAACUAAAUUUGAAUUUUGUUGGAGUUUGUCUAAGAGGGCAAUCCCUCACUUUGUUUUGGGAUAUCCAUGUGGCAAAUACAGUACCAUAGACCUUUAAAUCUCUAUUUGCGUAUUAUCCCUGGGGAAUUUAGCAUACUCAAUCUCAGUUCCAGCUGUGCAUCACUAACCACUGUAUAAUAUCAAAGUGUUUGCACAGCAGUUAGCUCACGGUUGUAUAUUUCUAAGAUGCCCAUAAGCCUAAGAUAUGAAAGUAUCUGGAAGGACAAAGCAGUGACAUUAAAAGAUUUGUAUUAGAUAUUUACUCUUAGAGCAUACAGAAUCGCUGCAAAUAUGAUAAUUACGUAAAAAGUUUGGCGGGGUGUGGGAGUGGAGGGAUCAUUUACAAUUCCUUAUACUCCAAUACUCUAUAGGAUGAAACUUGCAUCUAACCUACUAUAAUCUGUUUUCUUUAAGUUGACUCUUCCACUUACUGGGGAUCUUAUAGAAGGAUGAUUAAAUUAAUUCCAUGCAUUCAUUCAUUCAUUCAUCUUCUAUACCACUUAUUCCAUAGUGGGUCACGGGCAGCUGGUUCCAAUCUCCGGCAGUCUAUGGGCGAGAGGCUGGGUACACUUUGGACAGGUUGCCAAUCCAUAGCAGGGCAACACAGAGACAUACAGGACAAACACCCACGCACACACUCAUUCACACCUAAGGGCAAUGUAGAGAGACCAAUUUUACAACAUUAACCAGGGAUUAAUCACAUAAUAAUGCUGCAUCAUGGAUUCCAACGAUGUUUUAUUCUUACUUCAUAUAACUUUAUAUAACUUUCAGAUUAACAGCAAUUAUACAGAGUAACAUGUUUUACAAGAGUAACCGUUAUAUACUUUUGCAGUUUUGACUGUUGCACACCUGACUUUUUGGUGCCAUUUAUUCCACAAAGUUGGCUAUGUUUCAAUUUGUACCCACCGGGAGGAUAUUGGCCGACCUACUUGGAUAGCUGUCUGAGUGUUUAAAGAAAUGUUCUUUUGUUUACUCCCAGUUAACUGUAAAGAAAUAUGAUUAUAUGACUAGAAAAAUUCUGCCAGAGGGAGUUCACUUUGAUUCCAUUUAGUUUGAUCAGGACUCAUAAUUUGCGAUAUUUUAUGUCAACUCCAAAAUAAAUGCAAAUAGGGUGUUAUUUAACGUUUUUUAGAUCAUCAUCUACAAUUUAAUCAACCCAUACAUAAGGUUUGAGCAUUUUAUAUCCAUUCAUUUUCAUAUUUAUUGAAAAUGUAAGGUUGAAUGAAAAAAUAAAAGUAUACCCAGUUUUUUAAAUGAGUGGGUGUGCAAUAGUUUUCUUAUUGGUAGGAAAUGGAAGUGGGAAGAGAUGAAAUGGCAAUGUAUGGGUAGAAAAUGGGGUUUUUAAUUGGCAAAGGGGUAAUUUGACAUGGAGUUGAGUGGAACAGGUAAUUUAAAAGAAUUAGAACAACACACAACAAACAGAGGUAUAAAGCACCCAUCGAAUUUCAGCUUAGGAGAGAACAGUUUCCAAUUUGAUUGGUAAUAAAAGGUUUAAGAUGACUUGAAAACCAUACAUUUUUCUUCAUAAAUUUUCGCAAAUUGAAGCAUUAGCAUGACAACCGAGAUGACAUCUAAUUGUGUUUGCAAUUGUACAUCAGUAAAACGGUGGAAUUUACUCAUUUUCUGCACGGUAACCAGGCUAACUGCAGCAUUUAUAUUGGAUUUUGGUUGCAAAGUUGAUAAUAACCGAGAGAAUACUUUCAAGUCAAAAUUACAACUUCAGUGUUUUUGUUAGUUGAUUUUCCUGACUUGUAACUUGGUAAUUCGAAAUAUCAUGUGAAAAUCAUAUGUAGCAUUUGCUUUAUAGUUCAUAAAUGUUGUCCUCUAUAAAUGUUUUUUAUCACUGCAUUUACUGUGCUUGCCAACAAUACAUGUGUGUAGACAAACCGGUGGGGCCUAACCCAACAAAAAAUGUGCAUGCUCCAAGAAAAAUAAUGCAUGAGAAGAUUCCUGACAUCUUUGGUUGGAUAAUUUGUCACUCAGAGAACAAAAGGCACAUUAACUGUAUUAUUCCUUGUGUAAAACCACAUUUUUCAUUUUCCUUUUCUUUUGAUUUGGCACAUUGUCACCACCUACUGGGAGGAAAUGCAGACUGCAAACAGUUGAAUGGAACUCUUGGGUGCAGCUGACCUAAAAACAGGGUAAAAUGAAAGUGAACAGGCCUUUAAGACCAUAAUGGCUUACACAUGGGUAGCAUGCUGAACCCUGAAGAGCAACCGCUCCUUGCCUGAGCAAUAGUGAAGAAUGUUGCAGUAAGUUGUUUGUAGGUGAUUUUGCAAGUAGACAGAUGGGAACACAGAUAGUUGGAAAGUAGGAAAGGAGAGGAAAGGAAAUGAAAGGAAACAGUCACUGAAUGAAAGAGUGGUAGUUUAAAAAGGAAAAGCACAAGGUUUUCUGAUGGGAUGGCAUUGUAGGUGAGAGAAUAAAAACCAGCUAAAGUAUUAAGGUGAUAAUUGAGGUUUGAAGAGAUCUAACAGUAUCGUGAAAAUACAUUAACUGGACAAAAACAAAUAGUGAGGUGUUAACAAGGAAAACAAAAACACUUUAGCUCAUAUGCCCACACAUGAGCUUUUUAUCUCCUGAACAGCACCAUCUACAACCCAUUAACUCUCUCUUCAACAUUAUGUUGCCUGUGUAGGCGUAUACUUACAGCAUCUUUAUAAAGCUCUGUGUGGUUGCGUGCGUCAUUGAGUAAUAGAAGGGGGAAACAAAAAGAACGGGGCAUAAAAGUGACAGUCAUCAACAGAAUGAAUAACACAAAAAUUAAGAAACUCCAAAUCAAAAAAAGAGCAAAACGUUUUUAAUUAAAAUCAAGUUUUCAUCUGUUGCAAAUAAAAAAGGGUAGAGAAAAAUUGCACUUUACUGCGAUGAAAUACUUCAAAAUACAUGCUGAAAGGCUCCUUAAAACAUUGUUACUUCAUCACAAUGCAGUGGGACUAACGGGCAAUAAUGAAUACUACACAAUAUAAGUGCUUGAGAAUCCAAAGCUAUAUUGCACUAAACAACUUCCAGCAUCCAGGGAACUUUCUAGAAAACACCCAGGUCUUUGAUUUGAAGUGCAUCAUAAACAACCAACCAGACAUUCUAAUCACAUAAUAAUGUUGCAUUAGAAAAUUCUGGUGCUUUUUGUGCACAUAGUAAAACUCGUCAGAGCUAUGCAGGUUUUUGAUUUAAAUUACUUAAGACUGUUAAUGUUCUCAUUGAUCUGUUGGGUGAACUGUCUAAAACUCAUGGAAAAUCAUGACCUAACUGGACCAUUGUGAUUAAACAGCAGCUCCUCUCCUUGGACACAUGGUUCAAUAUUCAGUUUUAUUAUAUUUUUGCAAGAACGUCUGUUAAACACUUGGUUUAAAAUCUUCUAUUCAGGUAUAGUGUAAAAGUAUGCAUGACUAGCUCCCCCUAAUGGUUGGAAAUGGUGGCUGAAGUAACAAAAAACGACACACCGGUUUAAUUAUGAAAAAGGUGGGGGUGGUUAUUAUAUUUGUUGCACUGAGAAAUGUCUGUCAUCAGAGUUUCACUCAGAGCAAAUCUGACAGCGUAACAUCAUGGCAGCAGCUAUGAUGCUUUGUGUUUAGACACUCAUGUUGGGUUUAAAUCUAUCCUAAAACACUUCAUUUUACCACUACAAAGUAUAACAUAACUACAUUCUAUGCUACAUGACAAUUGCAAAUACAAUAGCUAUUUACUGAAAAUUGAGAGAAAAUUGUAUGAACUAAAAAAUGGAAGACAAUAUGGAGUAAAGUUUCACAAAAUUACAUAAUUGUAUGGUCACAAAAAUAACUUGAGGGCAUUUUAAGGCAACUGAAUGAGCAAAUAUCAGACAAAUACAGUAUCUGUCCUGGAAUACAAUAGGUGAUACUUUGUUGCUGGGUUGCUUCUGAUUAUUCUUAUAAGUGUACUUAAGCAUUCUCAAAAUAUGUGGAAUUCUGUUUGAGAUAAAAGUGUGCUUUGUGGCAACAAUUCCUGUCUUAAUGUGUAAAAUGAAUGGAAUGCUGCUUGUUCUAUUAAUACAGUACUUGUGUAUGUAAUGUACUUUUUCCUCUGUCUUUUUUUAAUUCUCUGAAUGAGCUUAUCUGUGUUGUCAUUUUUCUGUUGAGAGGUUUUUGUUUGUUUUGUCUCUGGUCAUGCAAAUCUCACCGCAGAAGGCAGGAAAAGCUGCUUUUUUUUUUAUCAUUUAUGAAUUUGUUUAAUGUGUUUGGUCAGCACUGUUGUAUCCACAAUUGUACGAAAUCCUGAGUGUUAUUCAUCCAGAGUGAAUCCCACAGUGUGAGUAAACUGUGUUUUAAAUGAAAGAUGAUAAUUGUUGUGGGGCCUACACUUUGCCUAACUGUGGGUGUUUUUCCCAAAAUGCAACACCCCCCACCCCCAUCCCCAACCACUCUUUUGACUUCUCUCCUUCUCUCUCAGACCAAUCGUACUGUCUUCCAAAAACACUAACUCCUACUUUUUUAUUCAACAAACCAACAACAAAGCCAUGACUUUAAACAACAGGCCUUGACUGUGGUAAGAGUAGGCCAGACUCAUAAGGCGCCUUCUGAGUGUAACCAGGGAUUAAGCCACAUGUCGGACUGCAAUCAGGAAGAGCCCAAAGAAACACCAUGCUACUCAUGUACUGGCUUUCUUGAACAUUCCCAGUGGAAGGGAAGCAUAAAUGAAGACCAGCAAUAUGCAACGAGAACUACCAGCCUGCACUCAACGAGACCAAGCAAACUCAUAAGGCUAUCUAACAAUCAGUGGUGUGCAAUAAUAACAAAUUUUUCAGACUCGCUGUUUUGUUUUUCUUAAGCAUGCAUACAACGGCUCUUUAAGGAUGACUCCCUCUCAGUAUCUAUAGAGACAAGCCCUCGAAUCACCCUCUCUCCAUUUUGACCUGUGUAUAUUUCUACAACCUCUACAUGAAUCAAAGGGAAAUGUCUUAUUCUGAUAUAUUAAUCAAUAAAAUAACAUAUAUUUGUAUGAUUGUAA
This is a messenger RNA of Girardinichthys multiradiatus, 8709 nucleotides long. RefSeq names its product fibroblast growth factor 11b (gene fgf11b). Lineage: Eukaryota; Metazoa; Chordata; Actinopteri; Cyprinodontiformes; Goodeidae. Gene Ontology annotation, cellular component: cytoplasm. Gene Ontology annotation, molecular function: fibroblast growth factor receptor binding; growth factor activity. The record is from RefSeq and is a predicted model, not a curated record. The transcript has 5 exons. Gene Ontology annotation, biological process: positive regulation of protein phosphorylation; cell differentiation; positive regulation of cell population proliferation. The coding region runs from base 822 to 1565 and encodes 247 amino acids.